Cheilinus undulatus (humphead wrasse) is the source of this 1227-nucleotide messenger RNA. It is a transcript of the gene dpf1, whose product is annotated as D4, zinc and double PHD fingers family 1. Lineage: Eukaryota; Metazoa; Chordata; Actinopteri; Labriformes; Labridae. The record is from RefSeq and is a predicted model, not a curated record. Gene Ontology annotation, cellular component: nBAF complex. Gene Ontology annotation, biological process: nervous system development. The coding region runs from base 1 to 1227 and encodes 408 amino acids. The transcript is spliced from 12 exons.
AUGAAUGAAAUUGAAAUAGCUGCUACAUUACAUGUACAAUACCGGGCUCUGCAGUGUUGCAUUCUAUCAUACUAUAUCAAAAUGGCCACAGCGGUACAGAACCCCCUCAAAUCGCAAUCUGGAGGUGCAGUCAUCAAGAACAGUCUUGGUGAGGAGUUCUAUAAGGAGGCCAUCGAACACUGUCGCAGCUACAAUGCCCGUCUGUGUGCUGAGCGCUCCAUGCGUCUCCCCUUCCUGGACUCCCAGACUGGCGUUGCCCAGAGCAACUGUUACAUCUGGAUGGAGAAGAACCACCGUGGACCAGGUCACGCUCCAGGUCAGCUCUACACGUACCCCGCUCGCUGCUGGCGCAAGAAGAGACGACUAAACAUCCUGGAGGACCCACGGCUUGUACCGAUCGAGUUCAAGAUUGACUACGAGGCUUCUCUAAAGAAAGAAGGGGGCAUCCCAGACGGUCCCGUGCUAGAGUCGCUGCUUGCCGGGGAAACCCUGGACAAGAAGGUAGAAACCAAGGAGGAGGAGCCAAUGAGCGAGUGUCAGAAACUGCUGGUUGGAGAUUUCCCUCAUGAGCUGGAGAUGGACGAGAUGGAGGAAGACAUCCCAAAGCGCAAAAACCGUACCAAAGCACGGGCCUAUGGGGUCGGAGGCAUGAGGAAGAGACAAGAACCACCUGCCAUAGAAGACAGAGACAAGCCUUACGUCUGUGACAUCUGUGGGAAGCGCUAUAAGAACCGCCCAGGGCUGAGUUACCAUUACACUCACACACACCUGGCAGAUGAAGAGGGGGAAGAAGACGCUGAGCGACACACACUACCCUUCCAGCGCAAGAAUAACCACAAGCCCAAGAAAGCAGCAGACGGCUCAGUGAUCGCCAACGGCUAUUGUGACUUCUGCCUCGGGGGCUCAAAGAAGACGGGCUGUCCUGAAGAUCUAAUCUCCUGUGCGGACUGUGGACGCUCAGGCCACCCAUCCUGUCUGCAGUUCACAGUGAACAUGACGGCUGCGGUGAGGACUUAUCGCUGGCAGUGCAUCGAGUGCAAGUCCUGCAGUCUGUGUGGCACCUCUGAGAACGACGAUCAGCUGUUGUUCUGUGAUGAUUGCGACAGAGGCUACCACAUGUACUGCCUGAGCCCUCCUAUGUCUGAACCACCUGAGGGGAGCUGGAGCUGUCAUCUGUGUCUGAGACAUCUGAAGGAAAAGGCCUCAGCCUACAUCACCCUCACUUAA